CGCGGGGAGAAGGAGGCGGAGUGAGGCGAAAGCAGCAGCAGCAGCAGGAGAAGGAAGGUGAAGAGGAAAGGACACACGCGCAGAGAAGGCAGCUCACAGACAGCAGGGGAGGAAAAAACAAAGUUUACACCCUCUGAAGCGGCUCCGUCUCUCCCACCCACCUCUUCCCGCGGCGGCGCUGCUGGCGCAGAUGGGAGUUUUACCUGGAAUGACAUAAGUUGGGGCUGCUCUCCCUCCCCCCCGCGCCGCCGCCGCUGCCGCUCUCCUCUUAGAAUAAGAAUCCAAGCUGCUGGACCCAGGGCUCCCUCCCCCCCCACGCCCUCCAGCAACGGGCGGCGAUGUGACAGCCAGGGGCAAACCUUUCGCCAGCCUUCCUUGCGGAGAGCUGUCACCGCGAAGGCUGAUCCGAGUGGACUUUCCGUUUCCAGUUGCACGGCCCCGGUCCCCCCACCCCCCGAGAAAGAGGCUGGAACUACCGCUGCUUUUCGCUGCCGCCGGGGGUUGCGUGUGAGACAGUUGCAACCUCCUUCCCUGCCUCGUCGCUCUCAGCUUGCAGGAUUUAACUCCCAAUCUCCUCCGGAUCCAGCUUCUUUCGUUGUCAUUCUGUCCCGAUCGGCCGUUGUCAGUCCCUCUGGACUGGAGCUGGAGGGGCUUGCCUCCUCCGGCCAUUGCACGUUCGUCUGGGGUGGUGGAGAAAUGAAGGGGGAAGUUGAAUGAUGUGAUGCAAAUUGGGUAGAUACAUGCCAUGAUUUGCCACCAGUGGCUUAAUUUAUGGAGACCAAAGGCUAUCGCAGCUAUCCAGAAAGCCUAGAUAUGGAGAGACGCUGGAGUCAAGGUUCCCAAUCUAUGGAGUAUACUUCUGCAGGAGUAGAACAGCGGGCCGAAGAGAGUAAUAAUUAUAUGGAGAUUGUAAAUGUGAGCUGUGUUUCUGGUGCUUUUCCAAAUAGCAGUGCUCAAGGAAGCAACAAAGAAAAACCUGAACUACUAUCUUGCCUUCAGCAAGACCAUAAUCAGCCUAGUAUUUCAACCUCUGACAUAAAAACUGAGUCAGAAUCGAAGGAACUUUCUGCAACUGUAGCUGAGUCAAUGGGUUUGUACAUGGAUUCUGUAAGAGAUGCUGAUUUUAGCUAUGAUCAGCAAAGUCAACAAGGAAGCAUAAAUCCUGGGAAGAUGUAUCAAAAUGUACAGCUAGUAAAGCUAUACAAGGAGAAUGGCCACUGCACCUCUCCCUUGAACACCCCAAACAGGCCCUUGAGACCUCUAAUAUCAGACUGUGCAAGCUCUAUGAAUGGGGGUAUUAUGCCAGCAAUUGUCAAAAGCCCUAGAGUAUGUCAAGAGAAGAGUCCUCCUGACUGUAGUCCUCAAAGCAUGACUUCGUCAGUAUGCAGCCCUCCUGGAAUGAACUUCGUUUCUUCAACUACACCUACUAACUUUGGAAAUUUCACAGUAAAUAGUCCAGUCAACCAGGGAACACCUUUGUCAUGUUCGCCCAGCAUUGAAAACCGAAACUCGAUGUUGCACAGCCCUCCACAUGCUAACAAUGUGGGGUCCCCUCUUUCUAGUCCUAUAAGUAGUAUGAAAUCUCCAAUUUCAAGCCCUCCUAGUCACUGUAGCGUGAAAUCUCCAGUUUCAAGUCCUAAUAAUAUUACCAUGAGAUCCUCGGUAUCCAGUCCUGCAAAUAUGAACUCAAGGUGCUCUAUUGCCAGCCCUUCCAAUGCCAAUAAUAGGUCCACUAUUUCUAGUCCAGCUGUUAGUACUGUGGGGUCCUCUAUGUGUAGUCCAGUAAAUGGUACACUAGCCUUUCCUGCGUCUAGCACACCUGUUGGACCUGGCACAGGCCAAGACAUUGUUUCUAGUCCAGAUACAAAAGACAAUAAAGGUGCUCCAGAAAUCAUAUUUCCUAAAAUAGAGGAAAUGGAAAAUGCCAUCUCUAACAAUGAAGUAGCUAAUCAAAUGAAUCUUGUUCAAUUUAUAAAACCUGAACCAGAAGGGGUAUUCAGUAGCUCAUGUCUUGGAGAAAACAGCAAAAUCAGCUCUGAUUCCCCAUUUUCAGUAUCAAUAAAGCAAGAAUCAGCUAAACAUUCUUGUUCUGGUGCUUCUUUUAAAGGGAACCAAACUGUAAAUCCAUUUCCAUUUAUGGAUGGGUCCUAUUUUUCUUUCAUGGAUGAUAAAGACUACUAUUCUCUUUCUGGGAUUUUAGGACCACCUAUUUCAUCUUUUGAUGGCACAUGUGAAAGUAGUGUGUUUCCAAAUCCAGGCCUUUCUGUAGGAAUUAAACAGGAGCCUGAAGAGAGCAGCUAUUAUCAAAAGAAUACUCUGCCAUCCUCUGCCAUUGUUGGUGUGAAUUCAGGUGGACAGUCAUUUCACUAUAGGAUUGGAGCUCAAGGCAAUCUGUCUAUACCACAUCCUCUUGGUAGAGAGACGUGUUUUCAGCAUAUGAGCUCAUUUCGUCCAGUAAGUACUCUGGUGGAAUCGUGGAAAUCACAUUCUGAUUUGCCUGCCAGAAGAAACGAUGGGUAUCCAGUUCUAGAAUACAUUCCAGAAAAUGUGUCGAGCUCCUCAUUGAGAAGUGUAUCGUCUGGUUCCUCAAGGCCUUCCAAAGUGUGUUUGGUGUGUGGGGACGAGGCUUCUGGAUGCCAUUAUGGAGUUGUUACCUGUGGCAGCUGUAAAGUCUUCUUCAAGAGAGCAGUGGAAGGUAAAUCCUCAUGGCAGCACAACUAUUUAUGUGCGGGACGGAAUGACUGUAUAAUUGAUAAGAUUCGAAGGAAAAACUGUCCAGCUUGCCGAUUACAGAAGUGUCUUCAAGCUGGAAUGAAUCUGGGAGCUCGGAAGUCAAAGAAGUUGGGCAAGUUAAAAGGAAUCCAUGAAGAACCACAACAGCAGCAGCAGCCACAGCCGCCCCCGCAAAGUCCAGAAGAAGGGACUACAUAUAUUGCUCCAGCAAAAGAACCUUCUGUAAACACAGCACUUGUUCCUCAUUUGUCUGCAAUUUCACCAGCACUUACUCCCUCACCAGUUAUGGUCCUAGAGAACAUUGAACCUGAAAUUGUAUAUGCAGGAUACGAUAGUUCGAAGCCAGAUACGGCCGAACACCUGCUCUCCACUUUAAACCGUCUUGCUGGCAAGCAGAUGAUUCAGGUGGUAAAAUGGGCAAAAAUACUUCCAGGUUUUAGAAACUUGCCUCUUGAGGACCAAAUUACUUUAAUCCAGUAUUCUUGGAUGUGUCUAUCAUCAUUUGCCUUGAGCUGGAGAUCAUACAGGCAUACAAACAGCCAGUUCCUCUAUUUUGCGCCUGACUUAGUCUUUAAUGAAGAAAGGAUGCGCCAGUCUGCAAUGUUUGAAUUGUGCCAGGGGAUGCACCAGAUCAGCCUUCAGUUUGUUCGCUUGCAACUUAGCUUUGAAGAAUAUACCAUAAUGAAAGUGUUGCUGCUGUUAAGCACAGUUCCCAAGGAUGGCCUCAAGAGCCAAGCUGCAUUUGAAGAAAUGAGGGCAAAUUAUAUUAAAGAACUGAGGAAGAUGGUAACUAAACAUCCAAAUGGUUCUGGGCAAAGUUGGCAGCGAUUUUACCAACUCACUAAGCUUCUGGACUCCAUUCAUGAUCUUGUUAGCGAUUUGUUGGAAUUCUGUUUCUACACCUUCCGAGAGUCUCAAGCUCUGAAAGUGGAGUUCCCAGCCAUGCUGGUAGAAAUCAUCAGUGACCAGCUGCCCAAAGUGGAAUCUGGAAAUGCCAAGCCCCUCUACUUCCACAGGAAGUGACAGAAAAUGUCUUAAUGGAGAAAAAAAAACUUUGCCUUAAGUUUCCCUGUGCUAUUCCACACCCAUGAAGGACCCAAGAAGCCACAUAUAAAAUAUGUUAUACAAAAUUGUUCAACAAUCUCUGAAUACUCUUAAAAACCAUAGGAAGGGUUUGGAGGACGGAAAGCAGUUUAUCUGAACUUGGCAAGACAAAGUUGUCAAGAUGUUUGAGAACCACCCCCCCACACUCCAAUACCCUACACCCCACUUAGAAAACAUGUUCCUGUUCCUCUGGAUGAAAAGCCAUAUCUAGUCAAAUAACUCUUUGAUUUUGAUAUUUUAAGAGAUGAACAUUUUAAAUAUGCCAUGUAGUUUCUGGUAUUGUUUGCUUGUUUUAAAAGGGUUCAAGGACUAAUAUGAACUUUUUAAAAAGCUUACCAUUGGUUUGCACAUAAAACAAAGUCAAUAUGGGGCAUUAAUUCUUGUACUAUACAUACAUACACACACAUGCGCGCACACACACAAAUCCCUGGAUGUGUAAAAUAAGUAAUGGAGCAUUUGGUGUGGAAUAAUCUUGGUAUAUUCACCUGCGGCAUUUGUUGUCCCAUGUUAUCCAUCAUAGAUGAUCUACACUGUGUUAAGUGUUCAUUUAUUAUUUAACUUGAAAGGAUAAGAUGUUAAAACAAAUGCCUCAGUUUCGAUUUAUAGUAUCUAUUGUGCUGGCUUUACCAAUAAUUUUUUGCAGUCUUUUGCUGUACUGUACAUUGCUGUAUGUAUAAAUUGAAGGACCUGAAAAAAUGGUAUAAGGAACUUUUGUAAAUGAGACCUGAAAAUCUUUAAUGGUUAAUAGGAUGAAUGGGAAAGUAUUUUUGGAAGAAUUCUAUUUUGCUGGAGACUAUUUAAUUACUCUUUUUGUCUAAACAAGGUAAUUUUUUUUGUAAAGUGAAUUGUUCUGCAUGCAUAAUGAACUGUUUACAGUGUAUUUAAGAAAGGGAAAGCUGUGCCUUUUUAGCAUCAUAUCUAAUUUACCAUCUGAUAGUGUCUGUUGUAAAUAACCACCCAUAACCAUUUUCAGUUGUACUUCUCAUUCUUUUCUGUCCACGUAUCUUUCUCUUCACCAGUAUUUGUCUGCUGCUUUUACAUUACUUGCGCGCACUGAGUUUUGCUUCAUACCUCUAGCUGUGUUUGCAACUUUAUCCACAUUUCAUCAACCAAGAUAAGCUAGAAAGGGCACAAUCAACCAGGACUUGUCCUGCACAAAUCCCAGUGAAGUGAAUGAAGCUGUAGUUGAACAAUAACAACAACAAAUGGUUGUCCAUUUAUUUCAGUGGAGGUUGCUUAGGACAGCUUUCUGGUGAAUUGUGUCCAGAGUCUUUGCAAAGACUUGUCCGUCCCAGGAUGAAGUGAGAUUCUGCCCUCCAGUCUGUAAUUCAGGGGACAUGAACCAACAUAGAGGCAAAUGUAGGCUAAAAUUCCAUAACACUUUCCUGGAAGUCAGUCCCAUUGAACUCAAUGGGAUUUACUUCUGAGCAGACAUGCUUAGGAUUACAGUCCUUGAUUUCAGUGCAGUUUUUGGGUGCCUAAUCUUAUGCCAAGGUUGUGGCUAAAGAGAGAAAGCUAUUUUAAAAAAUCUGGAAUGUACAUAAACUACCAAACAUUUGGACUAUAAAUCUGAAUAUGAACGCUUGAUAAAAUAAAAUAUAUUCUAGGCAAAUUUGGAAUGAUGUAACUGAUUGCGGGGAAGAAGAGGUGCUAUUUUAUAGGGUUUAACACCUAGAACACAUUUGGAAUUAUGUUCUACUGAUCUUUAGUACAAUGUCCAUGUUUAGGGUUGCCACCACAAUUAGUUAGUGAAAUUGUAUUAAUACUGUAACACUUUUAUAAACCAGUCCUAAAAUGCUACAAAUAUCAACAAUACCCCUUUAAAAUCUGGAUUUCUCAGAAUAAAUUUAUGUGCUGAGAUUAUUAAGGUGUAUCUUAAUUGGGAUUAUCAUCAUCAUUGUUUAAAUAAUUUAAAUAUUGGAGCAUAAAUUGUAAAAACAUUUCCGGUGAUUAUUGAUACUAAACACAAAUGCAAAGUGAAUAAUUGUCAGUUACACUUCUCUAAAUUUAUGUCUACGAGAAUUAAAAAAAGAUUUACAGUGCAGUCUUAUGGCUACUCAGUGUUAAGUUUUACUGAGUUCAGUGGGGCUUAUGCUCAGGUACAUAGGAUUGUAUCCUUAAUAACCAAGGCUGGGAUCCAUUGAGCUCUUUUAGACAUGCCCAAAGUUUGGAUGUGUCCAGUGGGAUUCUUCCUAGCACUCACCCCUUGAACAGCAGACACCCACGACAUAUCACAAACUGCUUUUGAAAGUACCUUCAGUUUCAAAGGUGGUUUUCUAUGCAGCUUGGAGGGGAGAAGUACAAGCCCCAAAUCUCUUUAGGCUAGUGAAGUAGUUCCUUGGAUCCUACUAUUAAGUUCUCAACAAACAUACAUCAAGUUUCUGAAAUUUGAAUGUAUGUUUACAUCUAAUAAACAAUAUGCAAACAUUACUACUUGUCUUUUUAAAUCACACAUCUUACUGAAUAGAAAAUCUGCAUAAGGAUAUACUUCGAAUCAAUUCAGAAAAUUAUACAGGCAUAUAUUUGGUUGGAUCGUGACAAGUUUAGUUGAACUUAGUUGAAAUCAAUGGGACAAAUUAGCCAUAACUUAGUUUCUAUUGAAAUCAGUGGGACUUAACUUAGUUUAACUCCAACCUAUUAUUUGCAGUUUUGGAAAUAUAAUUCAUAAGUCAACUCGUUUGAUCUACACAGCAAUAUGAAAGCUGCACUUCUGAAGUGGUAAAAAUACACAGCAUGCAGAGUGGGUUGUUUAUAGUAAAGAAGUCACAAAUCUCCCUUUCAUUUACUUUUUUGAAAUAACAACAUACUGAAUUGGAAUUUCAAAUUAUGCAGGUUUGUGGUAAAUGCAGUAUGCUGCUGCUUUUUUAAAAACAAAGUUACUGAAUCCUUUUCUAUCUCUAAGUAAGUUUGCCUGAUUCAAAUAUUAAAGCCAUAUUCUUUUUUAAAGAAAUCCACUGUUAGAUGUCUGUCCCAAUUCACAUUGUUGUCUGAUUGCUCUUAUUUUUGUACCUUAUUGCAUUUAAUCUUGGUUUGGUACAAUUCAUAAUUCACAAAAAUGUCAUAAGAAAAACACUAAAUUAGUUUUAAAUAACAAUUUAUAUCUUUAUGCAAAAUAUAUGUCUGUCUUUGCAAACAAUUGUAAGCAGAUUAUAAUAAACCCUUUACUUUAAUCACCUGUUUAUGAAACCAUUGAUUAUUGCUUAGAAAUCAUUAAAAUGAAAUUUAAAUGAAAAAAGCAAGGUAUCAGGAGUACAUUGUACUUUAGAAUGGCAUAGGCAUCUGUCUCCUGCAAAAUAAGAUAAACUUAACUUCAAAAUGUCAAAAUGAUAAAUUGUGUUGAUUGAGUGUAAUGAUUUUGUGGCAAUGAAUGGAUGAAGAUAUACAGCAAGAACAUUGUAUUCAUAAGUAAAAAUGUAAAAUAGUUUUAAUUUACUGCAGUGGGUAUUUCAAGAAUAAUAUUGCAUUGCAGGGUGUAACCAUUUUGUUGCACAGAACAAACAGCAAAAAGACUAAAAGCUUGCAAUAUCAAAAUCUUAAUAAAAUAUACUUUAUAAUCAAUAAUGCAAAAAUCUAAUUCACAGGGUGGUAUUUUCACUGACUUUUUAAAACAUUUAUGAAUUUAAACCAUUCUACAUUUAAUGCACUUUUAAUAGUCUAUUAAAGAUAUGACAUUUUUGUAAGAAGGAGGGAGGGGGAGAGACACACACACACACACAGAGAGACGGGUGUGUGUGUGUGCAAUUUCAACUGGCAGGGGAACAACCUGAUAGGCAGCCAAUGUCAAUGCCAGGAUUCUCAGAGUAACGUUACAGAGUUCAUGGAGUUGAAGAGCACAACCCACUGGGAACUUACACUUGUGCAGGCGAAGUUCUUGGUGGGCUGUGUCUUAAUUAUAUUAUUACUGGAUGAAAAAGAAAAAAAGCAGCCAGCACUACGGUGUAAAACAGCAACAUCUAUGCAUAAUGAUGCAUUAAUAAUUAGAGGCUUGCUUCUGUAUGUUUAAACUUUUUGAAUAAAUAGAAAAUUACUGUUUGGCCUUUAUGUUAAUGUCUUUAAGUACAUAAUUUUUAUAAGUUGUACAAAUAUACACAAAUUAAAAUGGUGUGAUUCCA
Elgaria multicarinata webbii is the source of this 7949-nucleotide messenger RNA. It is a transcript of the gene NR3C2, whose product is annotated as nuclear receptor subfamily 3 group C member 2. Bases 772 to 3756 code for a protein of 994 amino acids. Gene Ontology annotation, molecular function: nuclear receptor activity; estrogen response element binding; zinc ion binding. The transcript is spliced from 10 exons. NCBI's taxonomy places the organism in Eukaryota, Metazoa, Chordata, Lepidosauria, Squamata, Anguidae. Gene Ontology annotation, biological process: nuclear receptor-mediated steroid hormone signaling pathway; regulation of transcription by RNA polymerase II. The record is from RefSeq and is a predicted model, not a curated record. Gene Ontology annotation, cellular component: chromatin; nucleus.